CUAAACAACAAGUUCUGCACAAGUGAUUUACAUAUAAAGUUAAAAGUUAAUAAAGGGAGAGUAAACAAAAUAUUGAAAAUGCCACGUAAAUUGAUGUCCACCAAAUCCAACUAUGGAUACAAGAAUGCUGUACAGGAGGCAGUUUCCGAAGGACUAAUUUCCGGAAGCACACUUUCGACGUUGGAUUACCAAAUAUUGUUGGACAAACUAAAUGCCAAUCAGAAGCGAGUGGUUCCAUUUGCCAACAAUAGCAAGAAUCGUUAUGCCUUGCUAAAGUGCUUCCAACGUUUUCAGGCAAAAUCCAAUGAUGUCCCUAAUGGAGUCUGUGAGUCUACUGACAUUUCCAUUGAGCCGGCAGACGAAACAUUAAUAGAAGCCAAUUUGAAAUGUUUUCGAAAAAAAUGCCACAGUGGAAAUGCAAGUUUGAAUCGAUCGGUCCUCCUAGUGGACAAUUUGAAUAGCCCACGUGCAAUCUUUACAAAAUGCAAGUAUGAGGACUGUAAAUUUAAGGUACUUAUGAAACAAGCUUCGACUUGGUGUUCAUGUGGACCACUUGAAUGUACUGUGUACAUCAACGUCCAACACCUCCUCUUUGGCGCAACAAGCUUCGACUUGGUGUUCAUGUGGACCACUUGAAUGUACUGUGUACAUCAACGUCCAACACCUCCUCUUUGGCGCAACAAGCUUCGACUUGGUGUUCAUGUGGACCACUUGAAUGUACUGUGUACAUCAACGUCCAAGA
This is a messenger RNA of Drosophila nasuta, 742 nucleotides long. RefSeq lists its product as uncharacterized. The coding region runs from base 79 to 636 and encodes 185 amino acids. NCBI's taxonomy places the organism in Eukaryota, Metazoa, Arthropoda, Insecta, Diptera, Drosophilidae. The transcript is spliced from 4 exons. The record is from RefSeq and is a predicted model, not a curated record.